UUUUUGCCAAUUUGUCUACGUUUUUGAAGUGCUCUUGCUAGUGGCAUUGCAGUAGGUGGUGUCAAACGAGAGUUGUUGUAGGUAUCUGAUUUCGGCUGGACACUUGUAAAGUGACAUGUCCGUGUGCCAUGGGCUGUUUUAUCUGCAUCGGAAUGCUGCCGGGACGAACGACUAAGUCAGAGCGAACACCACGUCCGCGAUGAGCCAAGAAAAUAAGAUCUUUUCAUCCAUUGAGGCAGACCUGGACUCUACCCUUGUCAAGCAUAUUCUGCAGGAAAAUUCAAAGAAAGAUGGCGUCCUGCCUCAGCUACACAGCAAGAUCGGAGUGGACUGGAUCAAGGAGACAUCAUCAAAUACUACAUCUAUCAAACUGAAGGGUGAUUACAAGCAGAUAACAGAGGCCCAUGGAUAUCUCUCAAAAGUUGCUAACGGUAAGAGUGUAGAAAAUGCUGCUUCAAAAAAGGGGUCAUCGUCGGAGAAUAAAAGCGAAUCUAAAAGCACAAAAGAGAAGAAAGAAGGUGUAGAAAUGAACAAAAGUUCAAAGAAGGAGAAGGAUACGAAGAAGGAUACUAAGGAAAAUCCAGAAAAGGACAAAAAUGCAACAAAAGGUUCUGAUAAGAAAGAGACGAAGGCAAAUAAAACUUCUAAAGACAAGAAAGAAAAGGACAAGACAAAAGAAAGUAAAGAAAAGGACAAGACAAAAGAAAGUAAAGAAAAGGAUACAGCCACAGCCAAAACUUCUGACAAAAAAGCAGCAAAAGCAACAAAGACUGAACCAGACAACAAUGAAAAAGCUUCUGACGCUACAGAAAAAGCAAAAGAAAAUACAGAAAGUAACAAAAGUACGACCAAAAGUUCUGAAACAAAAGGUGCAAAAGCGACAGAGAUUGUUCAAGACAGCAAAGAGGAUAAAACUACAACCCAAAUUACAGAACAAAAAGAUGUGAAACCAACAGAGAUUGUUCAAGAGAACAGAGAAACACGCCAUGAAUUAAAACUUCCCCAACUGACUGUGGAAGAAACAAAACGCUCAAAGAGUCCCCUUGUCAAAGAAGUGAACCUCGUCCUACAACCAAUUCAGAAGCUCCCAAGACGAGACCCCAUCAAAAAGGAGAUGAACCUGGUAUUGAAGUACGGCAAAGACUCGACAAAAAGUACCAGACCCACAGAAACCGAACUCAUCGUAGAACCUGACAUCAUGACAUAUGUUACCAAUGCUUGCAGAAGCAAGGUGGAGAGAAUAGAAAAGCAGCACAGGGUCUUGUUGUUUUGGGAAGACGGCAGUAAUACAGUCACCUUUCGUCCCAACAUUCCCUUCCACGACGUGAACAUUCAGAAGAGUGUGGAAGCAUUCAAGGCCUUGUAUGACGAAGCCUCAACAGAACUUACCUGUAGCAAGAUAGAUAGACUAAACCAUGGUAUGACAGUCACCAAUGCUAAGAAAGAAUGUGAGAAACUCCAAGAGAUGUUUCCGAAAGUCUACAUCAAAGAAAUCAAAGGAAACAUCUACCUCUAUGGCAAGGUGCAUGAUGUAGAGGAGGUGAAAACAUAUCUACAGCGACAACAUGGGUAUAAGAAAACAAAUUGGGUUAUUGGAAGAAGGCAGUCAAACAACGACAACACUAGUGAAAGAUUGGAUAAUUUCAGAGGCCUGGAAAGGGGGCAUCAGAUUCAAGGUAGCUUACCAAGGCACACCGUAAGACCUGAACUUGAGAAAAGGUACGCCAUAAGACCUCAAAUUGACGAAAGGCUAGGCGUAAGACCUGAAGUUGAGAAAAGGAACUACAAGUUUCCUUUAAGGCGGGAAGCCCCGAUCAGUUUGAACGCAAGACUAGCAUCAGACAGCAAACAGAGAACGACCAGAUUCCCCAGAAAGAAGGAGACACAUCACAACCUUAAAGGCGUUGUGUCUUGUAGACAGAUUGGACUUGCGCACAGGAUGUAUUUUGAGAUCCUGACGUCACUGGACACCAAGAUUAGCAUCUAUCAGGGUGACGUCAUCAAAGAGUGUGUUGACGUCAUCGUGAAUGAGACCAAUGACAGACUGAAGCUGUCCGGGGAGCUGUCCUGGGCGCUUGCGCAGUACGGAGGGAAUGAUAUCGAGGCUGACUGCAGACGAUACAUCGCGACUCACGGGAGACUGACGGCUACACAGGUUGUGCCGACUUCAGCCGGCCAGCUGCCCAGUAAACACAUUCUGCACGCCGUGGUGCCUCACUGGGUCUCCGCCGAGCCCAGACAGAGCAAGAUGCUCCUCUACAAGACCUACGAGAACAUCUUCAAGUGUGCCGCCAAGAUGCGAGUCACUUCAAUAGCCUUGUCUCUACAGACUUCAGGUUCGACUGGGAUCCCCAAAGACGUGUACGCGGAGACGUUGUUCCAGGCAUUGGUGACGUUUCUGAAGACAUACGGACCGCUCCUGAGGGACAUCCGGAUGGUCAACCCUUCCCACCGCACCGUCAGCACAUUUAUAGACGCCUUCAAAACCAAGAUGCCGCUCGUAAACUUUGUGGCAGAGUCUCGCAUGGUAGAGAAGUGGCACUGA
Molecule: messenger RNA, 2545 nt
Organism: Branchiostoma belcheri (Belcher's lancelet)
Lineage: Eukaryota; Metazoa; Chordata; Leptocardii; Amphioxiformes; Branchiostomatidae
Exons: 4
Coding region: 200-2545 (781 amino acids)
Biological process (GO): negative regulation of gene expression
Cellular component (GO): nucleus; cytoplasm
Molecular function (GO): transcription corepressor activity
Source: RefSeq, a predicted model, not a curated record